Molecule: messenger RNA, 543 nt
Organism: Cyprinus carpio (common carp)
Lineage: Eukaryota; Metazoa; Chordata; Actinopteri; Cypriniformes; Cyprinidae
Product: pancreatic secretory granule membrane major glycoprotein GP2-like
Exons: 3
Coding region: 76-543 (155 amino acids)
Source: RefSeq, a predicted model, not a curated record
AGAACUGUAAAGGACCUUCUCCUCUGAUCUGGAUUUUGGAUAAAGAGUAAUACAGCAGACUGCCAACAUUUGUCAAUGGCUUCCUCUCUUAUUAAAGGUUUUAUAAGAGCAAUGACUGUCAUCUCUGUUAUGCUCUCUUACCUCUCUGUGGACCCCUGCAACAACUACACUGUGCUGGACGAACCAAGAAGAUCCAUCAAUAAUACUAAUUUCUUACAAUCACCACCUUCCUACAAAUGUGACACCUCUGUCACCUGGAGUGGCUGGUAUCGUCUCUUCAUUAAUGGUCUCAGCGCUCAUAUGCCAGAGACGUGUGUUGAUAUAGGUCACUGUGACACUGCUACCACACUGUGGAUUCGUGGUGGACACCCAACAGUUGAAGAUGGAGUCGUCACUCGAGAUGUCUGCGGUCACUGGAACAAUUACUGCUGCUUUUUCUGGUCUUUUCCCAUUCAAGUCAAAGCCUGUCCAGGCAAUUAUUAUGUCUAUGAGCUGAUUAGUCCAGCUGUGUACUGUUCAGGAUACUUAACAAUAUUUACAUGA